AUGAAGGGACGUAAUAUUUUUGAGAUUGCAAUUGAAGAAAGACAUGAAAAGAUUUUUAUGUUGGUACAUGAAAUGAAUGAGCAUAAGAAAGAUAUGAUAUACUUAAGAGAUGAUUCUGUUAAUAAGAUCUUGCAUUUGUCUGCCAAGUUGUCUUCUGCCUCCAAUCAACUUCAACCGGUGGAUUGUGAAGCUUUACAAAUGCAAAUAGAAGAGGUGGAAACCAUUGCACUACCGAUUUACAAGUUAUUAAGAAACAAAGAUGGGAAGACGCCCUUUGCAUUGUUUACAGAGCAACACAGGGAUUUAAUGAAUAAAGUGAAGCAAUGGAUGAAAGGAACAGCCAACUCCUGCAUGUUAGUGGCCACCCUUGUUGCCACCGUGAUGUUUGCUGCGGUAUUUACUGUACCAGGCGGGAUUUACAAUGACAGUGAUAGUCGAGAUAUAGGCAUCCCAAUAUUCCUGUACAGGAAUUCGUUCAUAUUGUUUGUUGUAGCAGAUGCGGUAUCUCUCUUCUCAUCCACCACACCAGUUGUCGUGUUUUUAACCAUCUUAAAUUCACGAUAUGCAGCAGAAGAUUUUCUCAAGGCAAUACCGGAGAAGUUGAUAAUAGGUUUUUCCACUCUAUUCAUAGCUAUAGCCACCAUGUUGAUAGCCUUAAGUGCUACACUUUAUAUUGCACUUGAGGGCAGAUUUGGAUGGAUUCCGGUUGUUCCCAUAGUAGCAUUAGCUUCUCUUCCUAUUAUCUCGUUUGUAGCCUUGCAGAUUCCGUUGUUCGUUGACUUGUGCUACACCACAUAUGGACGCAGCAUCUUCCACAGAAAAAGACAUUGA
Molecule: messenger RNA, 831 nt
Organism: Papaver somniferum (opium poppy)
Lineage: Eukaryota; Viridiplantae; Streptophyta; Magnoliopsida; Ranunculales; Papaveraceae
Exons: 2
Coding region: 1-831 (276 amino acids)
Source: RefSeq, a predicted model, not a curated record